Molecule: messenger RNA, 375 nt
Organism: Haliotis rubra (blacklip abalone)
Lineage: Eukaryota; Metazoa; Mollusca; Gastropoda; Lepetellida; Haliotidae
Product: collagen alpha-2(IX) chain-like
Exons: 1
Coding region: 1-375 (124 amino acids)
Source: RefSeq, a predicted model, not a curated record
AUGGGAAGGAGGGGGACUGCCAGCCCAGAUGGGAAGGAGGGGGACUGUCAGCCCAGAUGGGAAGUAGGGGGACUGUCAGCCCAGAUGGGAAGUAGGGGGACUGUCAGCCCAGAUGGGAAGGAGGGGGACUGCCAGCCCAGAUGGGAAGGAGGGGGACUGCCAGCCCAGAUGGGAAGGAGGGGGACUGCCAGCCCAGAUGGGAAGGAGGGGGACUGCCAGCCCAGAUGGGAAGGAGGGGGACUGUCAGCCCAGAUGGGAAGGAGGGGGACUGUCAGCCCAGAUGGGAAGGAUGGGGACUGCCAGCCCAGAUGGGAAGGAGGGGGACUGCCAGACCAGAUGGGAAGGAGGGGGGUCACCAGGCUAGUACGGCGCUAA